This is a messenger RNA of Trichobilharzia szidati, 1725 nucleotides long. NCBI's taxonomy places the organism in Eukaryota, Metazoa, Platyhelminthes, Trematoda, Strigeidida, Schistosomatidae. The record is from the annotation of a GenBank genome assembly.
GUUCCACUUGCGAAACACAGCUGCAUUUAUUUUUAACACUUUCCUUUGACGGGAUUAAAUAACUAACUAAUUGCACGGGGAAUAACUGAAGACAGCAAUCAUUGCCACUCUUGUUAUUUGCUAUUAUCAACGUCACCAAAAUCAUCGCUACUGAAGUCUUCAUCGGAAGAAAAAUGGAGGAUACCGGAGAUCUGUCAAAGAAGACCACUGAGACACUAUUUAAUUCAUACCGUACAAGUAUUACCCCGUCAUCUUCAGACACAACAACCCGUUCACUAUCUUCGAUUAUUAACACUUCUACUACUACUACUAGUAGUAGUACUAAUAUUAGCACUUCAUUACAACAAACACCAUGUUUGUCAUCACAUCCAAUAUUCAAUUAUGAUUUUGCUUCAACAGCCUAUAAAGAAUGGUUGUGUAUUAUGAAUCAAUUACAUCAUAGCACAACAGAUUCACACCAGUUCCCAAAUCUAUCGAAAUUUAAUCAGAAUUAUCUUGGACUAACUGAAACAACGACCAGAACAACAGUGAACACACAAUGUUCUUCACCACCCCUCACAACAGAAAGUAAUGCUACAAAUUCAUCUAUAAACAGUUUGACUAAAUUGAUGAAUAGAACAAGUGACUGUAUAGAUAGUCUACCAGAAAAUAAGAUGCAGUCUGCUUUAAUUAAUCCUAAUAAUUUAACAUCGCAAUAUUAUUAUUACUACUAUUAUUAUGGUUUACAAAAUGCGCAAAAACUACUUCAUUCUCAACAGAAUACAUCAAUGAAUAAUAAUAUGUUACUGGAUAAAACAAAACUUAAUGAAACAUCAUUAUCAUCAUCAUCGUCGUUAUCAUUGAAUACAGAUGAAAAACAAAAUUCAUUGAAACAUCUAACAACAUCAUGUACCGCAGUUUCAACAACUUUAACUAAAUGUAUUGAUGCCAAUAGUCAUUUAUAUUCUUCAUCGAAAUAUUCGCCUAUUCUGUUUGAAGGUCAGGGAAGAGUCAACCAGCUAGGUGGUAUGUUUAUCAAUGGUAGACCAUUACCGUAUGAAACACGUCUAAAAAUAGUCGAAUUAUCUAGCAAUGGUAUUCGUCCAUGCGAUAUAUCAAGACAACUGAAAGUAUCACAUGGUUGUGUGAGUAAAAUUCUUCAACGUUACAGUGAAACAGGUAGUGUAAGUCCAGGUGCAACUGGAGGAGCUAGAAAACCGAGAACUGGUCACCAUCAUCAGAAUAUAAUAUCAGUAUCAUCAGAUAGCAGCCAGUCAAAUAAUAAUCGAUCAAGAAAUUUUAAUCAUAAAUAUACCAAAAUUAAUCGCUUUAAUUAUAAACAAAAUAAGGCUGAUAUUCUGCAUAAAAGAAAGCUGAGCAAGUCAUCAAAAAUAAGACUGUCUGAAACGCGUUGCAUUCCAGAUCAUUGUACUAAUCAAAUAGGAACACUAUUGACUGAUUAUCCUUCUUCAUCAUCUUUGGAAAAGACAACAACACAACAACUGCAACAUCAACACAGCCCUCAGUAUCAACAACAAGAAGCUAUAGACUUAUCAGUUAAUAAAAGACCUAAGUACACCUUGGCAGAAGAUGCUUCAACUUCGUCAAUAAAUAACAGUACCACAAUGCAUGGUUCUAUGCUGUAUAAUUCUUCUUUGUUUCAAUGUCCAAGUAACUACAACGCUGAUAAUAAUAAUCUAAUAUUACUUGUAUAAACAUUAGAGAUAUACCUUCAAAAAAAUACUU